Molecule: messenger RNA, 669 nt
Organism: Elgaria multicarinata webbii
Lineage: Eukaryota; Metazoa; Chordata; Lepidosauria; Squamata; Anguidae
Gene: RPS13
Product: ribosomal protein S13
Exons: 6
Coding region: 64-519 (151 amino acids)
Biological process (GO): translation
Cellular component (GO): cytosolic small ribosomal subunit; ribosome; nucleolus
Molecular function (GO): small ribosomal subunit rRNA binding; structural constituent of ribosome
Source: RefSeq, a predicted model, not a curated record
CCGGCGUGGAGAAGGCUUGAUCUGCACGGCAGCCUCGCUUUGCUCUUUCUUUCCGCCGCCAUCAUGGGUCGUAUGCACGCUCCAGGAAAGGGCUUAUCCCAGUCAGCCUUGCCUUACAGGCGAAGUGUGCCUACAUGGCUGAAACUUACUUCUGAUGAUGUCAAAGAGCAGAUCUACAAGCUGGCAAAGAAGGGCUUGACUCCCUCACAAAUUGGUGUAAUACUGAGGGACUCGCAUGGUGUUGCCCAAGUUCGUUUUGUAACAGGCAACAAAAUUCUAAGGAUUCUUAAAUCCAAAGGGCUUGCCCCUGACCUUCCAGAAGACCUUUACCACUUAAUCAAGAAAGCUGUGGCUGUCCGUAAGCAUCUUGAGAGGAACCGGAAGGAUAAAGAUGCCAAGUUCCGUCUCAUUUUGAUUGAGAGCAGAAUUCAUCGGCUGGCUCGCUACUACAAGACGAAGAGAGUACUCCCACCUAAUUGGAAGUAUGAAUCAUCCACAGCUUCUGCUCUGGUUGCAUAAGAGGUCUACGCUUCACCAAGGGAAUCAAAUCAUUUACAUCUUGCGUUCCUGUCACCCUUGCUUCAGAGAAGGAUGUCAUAGGUUUCUUAUUUAAAAUUGGUAGAAAAAGAUAUCUUGACCAUACCAAUAAAAGCCUCUGAUUUUUUUCCA